AUGGCAAAUUUAUCAACAACACUCUCAAAUAGAGAACGUCUUUCGAUAUUCAAAUCAACAUCAACAUCUAAAUAUCGGCAACAAAGAAAACUGCUUGAUAUUUUAUCUCCACUUUUCUUGCAUUCAUUCCUUUUUACUUUUCCAUCCAAUUCCUACCCCAAAACGUCAAACACAUUGACACAAAUAGUCAAACAAUUUAAUUGGGCAUCCCAUAAAUACUCACACUCUUCAAUUACACUACUUUAUACGUUGGAUUCACUUCUCUCACAACAUCAAUUGUCACAACGAAACUUCUUUUCGCUUCUUCUGAAAAACACAAAUUGUUCUCGUUUUUACCCACUUUUGGGAUUCUGUUAUUCGUGGGGCUAUGGCACAAAUAUUUUACAAGAAAAUGCGUUUUUCUAUUACUCCCUAGCUGCGAAUGAUAAUGAUCCAGCAUCUCAACACGAAUUGGGUUGGUUUUAUGAAUUCGGUGGAUACGCAGGUUGUAAUCGUGAUCCAGAACGCGCGUUUUAUUGGUAUCAGAAAUCAGCCCAACUUGGAUACACGCCUUCUCAAAACUCGUUGGGAGAAUGUUGGCAUUUCGGAAUUGGAACUGAACUUAAUUUGAAAAGAGCUUUUUUAUGGUAUCAGCGAGCAGCAUGUGGAGGAAAUCGGGAUGCCAUGAAACGUUUAGGGGAAUGCUAUGAAUAUGGAAUUGGCACACAAAGAGAUUAUGGAAAUGCCAUUCUAUGGUAUCGCGCCUCGGAUGCAGGGAAUGAAGUGGAUGAAAGAUUUCAGAAUAGACUGUUUGAAAAAGGAUACGAGAAUUUGACUUGGUUUAUCAGACGAGCGAAAAUUGGAGAUUCAAAAGCACAACGAAUUUUAGGUGACCUUUUUCGUACAUGUGUGCCAUUUUCUGGUAAUAAUGACGACAACGUAAUAAAUCAACUCGACCAAUAUCAAAACCCACAACGCGCGUUCACAUGGUACAAAUUAUCAUCGUCAUUUUCUUCCGAUACCAAAAAUUGCAACAUCGCCGCAAAAAAACGUCUCGCGCUAUGUUAUCGCCAAGGGAUUGGAACAAAACGCAAUUUACGUAAAAUGAUAGUUUGUUUUCGUGAAAUUAUACAAAACCAUAAUAAUACUGAAAUAGAAAUUGAGAUUGCCAAGGCUAGAAAGCUUGGCAUUGGCCUAGAACGUGAUUUACACGUAUCUAUUCGUGGUUAUUUACGUGCUUUAAGGAAUGGAAAUAUUUUUGCUGCAUUGGAAGGGAUUGAAAAUAUUUUUUCGGGUGGUUGA
Ambispora leptoticha is the source of this 1281-nucleotide messenger RNA. Lineage: Eukaryota; Fungi; Glomeromycota; Glomeromycetes; Archaeosporales; Ambisporaceae. The record is from the annotation of a GenBank genome assembly.